UUUUUGUUUUUAUUUAUGUAAAAGAAUCAUCAAUGUUAUGAUACAUUUAUAAUUUAUCUUUUAUGAUAAUCACUUUGGUUACAAAAGUUUCCAGAAAAAACAUGAAUUGUCAAAUACGUUUUAAUAAUGAAAAUAUUGAAACUUGUUUUUUAUUUCCAAUUUAUGAUUCUAGUCUACCAUUACAGCUAAGAUUUCAAAUGGAUCCAAAUAAUAAUAAUUAUCAUCAUCAACACCAUAAUCAAAGCCAAAUCAAUAAUGUUAAUGUUGAUGAAGAAAUUGUUCAUCAAUUACCUGAAGCAUUACCGAUUACUGAUUUUGAUGAUGGAACAAUGGAAAAAUCAACGAAUAAAAUGACAAUGUCUACAAAACAGUGGGAAAAAAUAUUCGAUAAAGAUGAUAAAAUUUUGAAUCAAUCUAUUAUCACCACCAACAACAAUGUAGAUAAUAAAGUGGUACGACGAAAUCGAAAUCGUGCACAAAAUCUAUUAUUUAUCGAAACAUUGGUUGAAAAAGUAUGUUUUGGCGUUGAACCAAAUCCAAUACUUCCUCAUGGUAAAGUGAAUAAAGUUCAACAUCGAGUCGAUAAACAACAAUAUGCAGUGAAGAUAAUUUAUUUGAAAAAAGGUAAAUUAACAAAAUUUACUCGUGAAACUCGUAUUUGUGCAAAAUUAUCACAUCCAAAUAUUGUUAUAUAUAAAACAUCUUGGAUACAGAAAUGUUUAUCAUCAACAAAUGAUGAUCAUAAUGAUGAUGAAUCGACAAUAAGUGAAAAUAGUAAAGAAAAUGUUACUGUCAUCGAAUCUUAUGGGUCAAAAAAUGUUUCAGAUAAAAUCAAAAGUAAAUUUUUUAAAUCUUCAUCGUCAUCAUCAUCAUCAUCAUCGUUGUCGUCAUCGAUUAAGAAAAUCGAAUCAAAAAUCAAUGUCACAGAACCGGCAGCAUUUCUUUUUAUGCAAAUGGAACUUUGUGGACAAAAUCUUAAAGAUUAUAUUGUUAAAAGAAAUGAUUCGAAAACGACAAUUGAUAAAUUAGAUUUGAUUAUUGAAUUGAAAUGGUUUGAACAGAUACUUGCCGGUGUUCAAUAUAUGCAUAAAAAUAAUUUUAUACAUCGUGAUUUAAAACCAUCAAAUAUUUUGUUUACAUUAGAUGGAAAAUAUUUAAAAAUAUGUGAUUUUGGUCUUAGUUCUUGGAUUCUACAAUGCAACGAUGAUGAUGAUCAAAUGUCAACAUCAUCAUCAUCAUCAUCAUUGAAAAAUGAUAAACAAAAAUCAUUAUCAUUUGGUAUGGGUACAACACCAUAUGCAGCACCUGAACAAUUAGCUCAAUCAAAUUAUGAUCAUCGUGUUGAUAUCUAUAGUUUGGGUAUUAUUUUAUUCGAAUUAGUUUAUCCAUUUGGUUCGGAAAUGGAAAAAUCGCGAUCUGUUAAACAAUUAAAAGAAUCACGUUGUCUUCCGAAUGAAUUUGAAUAUAAUGAUCGUUAUGGAAAACUUGGACAAUUGAUUCUUGAUAUGACUGAAAAUAAUGCAAAAAAACGAAUCAAAACAAUUAAUUUGAUUGAAAAACAAUUAUCAAAAAUUCGUUCACAAUUUGAUCAUAGAUCAUCAAGAAAAAAUCGACAAACAUAUGGACAGUUAAGGGAUGAAAUUUCAAAAUUAAAAAUUGAAAAACAAAAAGAUGCCGAUAAAAUUGCUAAAUUGGAAGAAGAAAUUCGAAUACUUAAACAAGGUGAACAAAAUAAACAAGAUAAAAAAACAUCAUCAUCAUUUUCGAAAAAAGUUGUUAAUUUUCUUAAAAAAUCUUAA
Messenger RNA from Dermatophagoides pteronyssinus (European house dust mite), 1799 nucleotides. RefSeq names its product eukaryotic translation initiation factor 2-alpha kinase 1-like. Gene Ontology annotation, molecular function: eukaryotic translation initiation factor 2alpha kinase activity; ATP binding. The record is from RefSeq and is a predicted model, not a curated record. Gene Ontology annotation, cellular component: cytoplasm; nucleus. Gene Ontology annotation, biological process: regulation of translational initiation by eIF2 alpha phosphorylation. NCBI's taxonomy places the organism in Eukaryota, Metazoa, Arthropoda, Arachnida, Sarcoptiformes, Pyroglyphidae.